Molecule: messenger RNA, 1179 nt
Organism: Closterium sp. NIES-65
Lineage: Eukaryota; Viridiplantae; Streptophyta; Zygnematophyceae; Desmidiales; Closteriaceae
Source: the annotation of a GenBank genome assembly
AUGCCCACUUCUUGUCUCGCUCCUUGCCCUGCAAUCCACUCUGUUUUGCAUCUUCUCAUUGCCCUCUGCACUCCUCUGCCUUCACAUCCCCAUCCUUUCCCUCCUCCCUUCUCCGUCCUAAUCUGCCCCCUCUCGUCCCAGCAGGUCGCUCACACGGGAGCAGCAGUACCUGCUUACACGGGAGCACCAGCAGCACCUGCUCUCCACACAACCCACCUGCAGCUAAUUCUCUCCUUGCCGGUUGAGGGGAGGGGUGUGGGGGUCAACACCGCCACUUCCCUGCGCUCCUCCCCUGUGGCCAUGCAGGUCCUUCCCUUCAAGCCGUACGCCACUCUGCAUCCAGGUCUGCACCACCACGCCUCCAACUUUCAGCUAACACUUUUUCCCCUUGCUGCCUACUCACCAGCUCUCCGUGUGUGCCUUGCAGAUGGGGGGGAGGGGCGUGGGGGUCAGCACCGCCAUUCCGCACGCCUCUCCCCGGUGGCCGUGUGCAGGUGUGCAGGUACCCCCUCAGGUGCAGGUGUGCAGGUACCCCCUCAGGUGCAGGUGUGCAGGUACCCCCUCAGGUGCAGGUGCAGGUGUGCAGGUACCCCCUCAGGUGCAGGUGUGCAGGUACCCCCUCAGGUGCAGGUGUGCAGGUACCCCCUCAGGUGCAGGUGCAGGUGUGCAGGUACCCCCUCAGGUGCAGCUCUGAGUGUGUGCCUUGCAGGUGGAGGGGAGGGGGGGGGUUUACACCGACACUUCCCCACGCCCCUCCCCUGUGGCCGUGCAGGUACCCGUGGGGAGGGGAGGGAGGCAGCACUGCCAAGCGCUGCCACAAGGGAGAGUAUCGGGCUGGGCUUGGCCUCUCAAGGUACCCCCUCAGGUGCAGGUGUGCAGGUACCCCCUCAGGUGCAGCCCUUGGGUCUGCAGUUUGUGACUUGGCCUCCACCAGUGGCCCCUCCCCUCUCCCGCCUUGCAAAUGCCGUUCCCUCUCUUGCACUUUCACUAUUCAUCCCCUCGCUGACCACUGACCAGCUCUGUGUGUGUGCCUUGCAGGUGGCAGUGGUGGGAGGGGAGGGGGCAGUACUCCACUCGGCUGGGGCGGGAAGGGAAACAAGGUCACUUGGGGAGAGGGGAGGGAGGCAGCACUUGACUCAGCUGGCAUGGGAUGGGAAAGUAUCGGGAUGGGUUGUCUGA